ACAAGAAAGAGUAAGAAAAGGAAGUAGGAGGAGUUCCUUUCUCUCCCUCCCCCACUUCGUUUCCUUUUACAGAAGAACUCGAGGAAGAGAAUAGGAGAAAAGAAAUAUAAUUCUCAAAAAUAAGAGAAAGAAAAGAGAUCUCUGCACCAAAACCAGGUUUGCCUUAGCCUUCCUUGUGUUCUCUCUCUUUAUCUGUUUUUUUCCCUUCUUUUCUGGUCUAUUACUUGUGUUCUUUUUGAGGAAGGAGAGGAGGAGAAGGAGGAGAGAGAGGAAGAAGGAAUUGAUUUAAAGGUUUGUGAGAAAAGGGGAGAAGGGAAGGAGAGCAACAGCGGGUCUCCCUCUCAGUACUCUCUGAGGAUGGAAGGCUUCUCGCCGGCCUCUCCCCCGCGAAUCUUUUGGAAUUCCCGCAAGAGAUCAGCCGGUGGCCGGAGCUUGGAAAACGCACUCAGGGAAGAGAACCUCAAAGCACCCACCAAUCAACCCGAGGAAGCGGCGAAGAUGGACGCUGCACCACCACCCGCAUCAGACGAUAGCCCAAAGGAGGGAACGAAAGCCGCAUUAUCCGGCCGCCGCAGAGCUCUCUUCGAGCCACUGGAGCCAAACGCCAAGGGUUGGUUGGGCGGCCGCCGCACCCCGGCUGAAGUCCUGCUUCCCCCACCGGACUUCGACUCCACGUCGUACCCCAAGGGAUGGUUGGUGGGCAAGAAGCGGAAGCUCGUAAACGUUGACGUCGUGGAGAGCAUGCGGAGGAUCGCCGUUCAGGAGAUGAACAGAAAGGACAGAGAGAUCGAUGGGCUCAACGAGCAGUUGGAAGAGGAUGCACGAUGCCUCGAGCACCUCCAAGUUCAACUGCUGCAGGAACGGAGCAAACGGGGGGAGGUCGAGAGGGAAAAUGCGAUGCUUCAGGACCAGGUCUCCAUGUUGAUGAACAUGCUCGAAGAGAACCAAGCCGUGGAAGAAGAGCCAGUGGCUGCUCCCAUCAAUCCUUGAUGUCCGCAUGCAAUCCCUUUGUCACGGAAUACACGGCGUUGUUAAUACCUAUGAAAUGCGUAUGUAUCUGCGUGUAUGUUGCGCUUCGUAGCAUCGCUUGGAGAUGGAUAUCCCCCCCCUCUCGUAUAUGAUGGUGAUUGCAUCCCUUCAUUCUGUAAUUCUUUCGUAUUGCGUACCUGUGCGAUAAUAAUUCGAUACGUAUCUCGAUUCUUGUAGACCCCUACCAUCCGGUUCAUGAUGAAAUAUUUUUGUCACAAAGAUUUGGACCAUAGGAUGUCAUAUAAUGAACUAUUUAGUUAUUUAUUUAUUUAAAAUCUAACACU
This is a messenger RNA of Elaeis guineensis (African oil palm), 1313 nucleotides long. The record is from RefSeq and is a predicted model, not a curated record. Lineage: Eukaryota; Viridiplantae; Streptophyta; Magnoliopsida; Arecales; Arecaceae.